GGUUAACCGGUCUCUAGCAUAUUGUGAGAUGUAGGGUCCUACGGAUUGAACUUAGAUAGGACUGGUGUGAAGACCAUGUUGGCUCUUUUUCUCUGUUUUGUUUCUUUGCAGUGGCACUAUUCUGUCUGCCUUCUUUUUUGUUGUUUCUUUUUUUUCUUCUCCAAUUUUUUUUUUCUUCAUGUCUUUUUUUUUAGUUACUUUUUUUUUUUUUUUACUUUUGUGGAUAUCAUCUCGUUCUCCAUUUUGGCGCCCGGGGAAGAAAAGCAGACUACUGUACGUGCUAACCUAGGACACAGUAGUAGAUUGUAGAUAGUAGUGAGUACUGAUAGUAGUUCAUCAGCUGUGGAUGGAGUAACGCCACUCCAAUCAAGUAGGAAAGGGUCGUGGCAUUAAGCCCACCCGGGCGGAGGGGAUGCAACCCAGCCUCUCUUUUCCAAUUUUCCCGGGACAGAGAGGGAAGA
This is a messenger RNA of Aspergillus neoniger CBS 115656, 461 nucleotides long. RefSeq lists its product as uncharacterized. The record is from RefSeq and is a predicted model, not a curated record. Bases 76 to 309 code for a protein of 77 amino acids. The transcript has a single exon. Lineage: Eukaryota; Fungi; Ascomycota; Eurotiomycetes; Eurotiales; Aspergillaceae.